UCUGCCUUGAUCAUGGAACUGAUAUUUUCUUCUGCUUCCUCAACCAUUUUGCUGUCUCAUCUUUUGGUAAUAUCUGCACUUUUCUGCAGCACAAAGGCUUUGGUAAAGCUACCACCAAAUGAAACGGUUCCUGCUGUCAUCGUCUUUGGGGAUUCCAUUGUUGAUGCUGGCAACAACAACGAUCUUCAGACUCUGAUUAGGUGCAACUUCCUCCCCUAUGGCCAAGAUUUUGAUGGGGGACUUCCAACAGGAAGGUUUUGCAAUGGAAAAAUCCCCUCGGAUUUAGUAGCUGAAGAAUUGGGAAUUAAAGACACUGUGCCAGCAUAUCUGGAUCCAACAUUGAAACCCCAAGAUCUCACAACAGGAGUAACCUUUGCUUCUGGUGGCACUGGAUAUGACCCUUUGACUCCCAAACUAGUGUCAGUUAUACCAUUGUCAGACCAGUUAGAUCACUUCAAAGAAUACAUAGGGAAGCUGAAAGAUGUUGUUGGAGAAGAAAGAACAAACUUCAUCUUAGCCAAGAGUCUGUUUCUAGUUGUAGCCGGCAGCGAUGACAUUGCCAAUACCUAUUUUGUUCUUCGUGCCAGGAAAUUGCAAUACGAUAUUCCUGCUUAUACAGAUUUAAUGGUUAACUCCGCUACUAAUUUUUUUAAGGAACUAUAUGCUUUGGGAGCAAGAAGAAUUGGGGUAUUUAGUGCACCACCAAUCGGCUGUGUGCCAUCACAAAGAACUUUAGCAGGAGGAAUUGAAAGGGAAUGUGCAGAAGAUUACAACGUAGCAGCCAGAUUAUUCAACGAAAAGCUAUCUGCAGCACUGAAUUCCCUUGAAACAAGCAUGCCCGAUGGAAAAUUUGUGUACAUAGAUAUCUACAAUCCUCUGCUUGAUCUCACUGAAAACCCUCAAAAAUAUGGCUUUGAAGUUGCAAAUAAAGGGUGUUGUGGUACAGGGAACAUAGAGGUGGCAGUUUUGUGUAAUAAAUUGAGUCCAUCAACAUGUACAGAUGUCUCUAAAUAUAUUUUCUGGGACAGUUAUCAUCCAACGGAGAAGGCAUAUAGAGCCCUGGUUAACCCACUCCUUCAGAAAUGUGUGAGCAAAUUCUUCUGAGGCAAAUCUCAAAUUAUGAAGACAACAAAUUCUAAGCUCUCUAUAUAUUUCUCAUUUUUAUCCAAGUUUUACCCCAUAAAAAGAUGGUAUUUGAGGAUUUGUGACCAGUUAUUGGCUAUAACUUUAUUCAAGUCUAAAGUUAAUAUCUAUGUAAUGUUCAUUUCAUUCUAUACAUUGAGGAAAUGGUAAUUUGUCUUUUAUUUAUUCCCUGUCUCUCUCUUGGCUAAAAGGUUAGUAUUUGAU
This is a messenger RNA of Durio zibethinus, 1347 nucleotides long. RefSeq names its product GDSL esterase/lipase EXL3-like. Gene Ontology annotation, biological process: lipid metabolic process. The record is from RefSeq and is a predicted model, not a curated record. Lineage: Eukaryota; Viridiplantae; Streptophyta; Magnoliopsida; Malvales; Malvaceae. Gene Ontology annotation, molecular function: lipase activity.